AUGAUGCCACAAUUUUACAUAUUUGCUGCUAUGAGCAUUGCACUAUGCGGCACUUUYGCCAGUGCUGACRUCUCAUCGCUGAGCUACAAUCGCUUYGGACGUUUAACUACACGCCUACARCGUCAAGAACUCAKUCCGGCACCUUACCCCGCCGCAGGUUAUCGACCACGCCAACCUUUCGAAUUUCCCACACCCGACAAACAACARUUCUYUCCAAAUGGAGGGGAAGGCGAGAGACCACAUUCUUUCGCGCAAUCACAACCACGUCCACAAGAUCAACCACAGUUCCAACCUGAUGCGCAGAAYGAACCUCAACCUCAGCCGCAACCUCAACCGGAACCACUACCSCAAUCUCAACCYGAGCCGCUACCACCUCAACCAGAAGUUAGUGGUUUCGAUUUGGAUGCUACACCGAGUCUAGGCUCCAAUGGCGAUCACAUCGACGCACCGAAUACAUUGUAUGAUGCGCCCUCGCGUUUCCGUGCGGCUCAAGCAAGUCGCCAGCRUUUCUCUUUCUCUCGUCAACAAUUUUCCGCGGCAACAGCACAGCAAUCACGUCCACAACGGAACUCCCGACAAAACUUUGAACCCACAGCACCAGCGCGUCUGUAUGGCGCACCCGCUGAUAACUCUGUAGCCUACACGCGCCAGCGUCAGCAGUUUGCCRUCGCACAAGCGCCUCAACGCGCUUACGAACCACCAGCAGCUGCAGAGGAACCGCAAGCCGAGCGUCUUACUAGUGCUGUGAAAUCAGAACAUCUCACCGCCGAACAACCCGAGCAGCAACGCGAGGAACGUGAAGAAGAAGCUGAGGUCGCUACAGAUAUUGAAGUAACCGAAGUUAAGAAGACCACACCAGCGGCGGCCGCUCCUACACCCGCCACUAAUGUAUUCUAUUAUCCAGCUACCGCAGUUGGUUUCGUACAUCCUCUCACUGCCGCCUACUAUCAGCCAACAACGUUUCUAGCGGCCGCUGCUGCAGCACCAGCGCCAGCUCCUACACCAGCUGUAGCGGCCACAGCUAAACCUGCUAGCCAGGAGAUGUCUGCCGCCGCGCCUGCUGAAGCUAACGCGAAACCCGCUCAAUUAUCCGCAUUGGCUGCACAAACUGCCGCUCCUGCCGUUGCAACUCUCGCCACGCCACAGUACUUUGUCGCUUCCCCGUAYCUGCAACAAUAUGCCAUUGCGGCUCCUGCUCAACUGCAGGCGUGGUAG
Molecule: messenger RNA, 1215 nt
Organism: Bactrocera latifrons
Lineage: Eukaryota; Metazoa; Arthropoda; Insecta; Diptera; Tephritidae
Product: pollen-specific leucine-rich repeat extensin-like protein 1
Exons: 1
Coding region: 1-1215 (404 amino acids)
Source: RefSeq, a predicted model, not a curated record